CAGUAGCAGAAGAAGCGCUGCUGUAAACGGAGGGAGAUUCAGCGCGUUGUUUAGGUGGUGAGAUUCAAUUCUCACUCUCAUUUUAUUCUUUACAGUAAAUGCACAAAAGUUGUUAUUGAACUUUACAGCAGUUUAUCAGGAAGUUAACGCGAAACUCAAGAGCACUUUGUGUCCUGUGGAGGAUUUAUAAACCGCGGCUGAGGUGACCGAGGUCGCUUUGUCCCCGUCUCUGGCAGUUUCUGUACACCUUUCAGAAAAUUCCACAUCGCAACUUCGCUUUGACAGAUGUAGAUGUAAACAACAACAAAAACACGUGUUUAAACGGGCGAUAAUGUGGCCACAUCUAUUGAAUUUGAUAACGUGAUAUGGCAGCAGGGGCGUGGCCAAGUGGCGGUCUGUGAAUGGAGGGCGGAGUCAGGGAAGUAAAAUUCAAGCUCCAGGUGUUUUCUCCAAGAUGAGCGAUCUGGAGGAUGACACCAUCAUCUUCUCCACACUGAAAUCUUUUAAGAGUCUAAUCUCUCGUCCUGACUGCUCUCUCCCGGAGCCUGAGUCCGCUUACGGCAGGAGUGACCUUCAGAAACUCUACAUGCAGAGAGUCGAGAUGGAGGAAGCAGCUGAACGAAUCCACUCCAAGACGAGCCUGCUGCAGCUGACUCAGGAGAAACAGCAGAUGGAGCUGAGCCACAAACGAGCACGGAUCGAGCUGGAGAAAGAGGCUCACAACAGCUCCAGGGAUUUACAGAGACAAGUUGACCAGAACCAGGACCUGCUGAUGAAGAUCAGGCGUCUGGAGGAAAAAGAGGAGAAAACCCUCCAAGCACUGAGUGAACAGCUGGAAAAUAACAAAUCCCUAAAGCGAAACAUCGAGGAACUCCAGAAACAAGCACGCGACAAGGACGGAAAACUCUCCGAGACCAAUCAGAUGAUGAAUGAACUCCGGGACGAAAUCCGGACACUGAACCAGAAGCUACAGAUCCAGGAGUCGAAGUUCUCCACCCAGAGUUUGGAGAAGCAGGCUUUAGAGGAACAGCUUGAGAUGCAGCAGAAAAAGUACCAGGAGGUGAAUCAGAAGUACCAGAAUCUGCAGAUGUCCCAUGUCUCCAACACUGAGAGUGAAAUCAAGAUUAAGGAACUGAAGAGGCGUUUGGAGCUCCAGGAGCAGGACUCGAUCAUCGUGAAGAACAUGAAGACCGAGGUGACCAGGCUUCCUGAACUGAAGAGAGAAAUUAAACAUUUGCAGGAGGAAAACGCCUACCUCAGAGAGAUGCAGGAGAACAGCAGUCUACUGAAAGAGGAGACAGAUGGUUUGAGGAGGAAGCUGGAGAGAAUGGAGAAGGUUCUAGAAGAGAAACUGAAGCUGGAACUGGAGAAAGAGAAGUUAACUGAGAAUCUGCAGGCUUGGGAGAACAUCGGCCAGACCACCAGCCUCAACAUCAGGAAGCCAGAGGAUUUGUCCAGGGAAGUGAUGCAGAUCCAGCAGAGAGAGCUGAGUCUCAAACAGCACAACUGCACUCUGAGCAGCAACGUUCGCAAGUUGGAGAAGACUCUCGUGCAGCUGCAGUCCGAGACGGCCGAGUUUCGUGCCAAAGCCCUGGAGGAGCAGAAGAAGCGGGAAAAUCAGGAUGCACUGGUCCGCCGCCUACAGAAGAGAGUUCUGCUCUUGACCAAGGAGCGUGAUGGUAUGAGGGCGAUCCUGGAGUCGUAUGACAGUGAACUAGCAGCUAGCGAGUACUCCCCUCAGCUCUCACGCAGAGUUAAAGAAGCUGAGGAGAUGCUGCAUAAAGUCCAGAGUCACAACUCUGAGAUGGAGAUUCAGCUUUGUAAAGCCCAGGAGGAGGCUGGAACCUUCAAACUUCAAGCUCAACAGGUUGCUGAGGAACUGAAGGCUCUGAAAGAACAGAAGUCUUCUGUUUCUGAGGCGAGUCCCAUAGCAACAGAGGAGGAGAUUAAAUUCUUAAGGCAGAAGAUUGAGGAGCUGGAGUCGGAACGGCAGAAGCUGGAAGAGCAGAACCAUGUUCUGAAGAUGAGAUUAGAACGGCACAACCUGCAGGGAGAUUACGAUCCGGUGAAGACAAAGGUGUUGCACUUCCGUCUGAACCCCACCAGCGUGGCGAAGCAGGAGCGUGCUGAAGAGGUGGAGCAGCUGAAAGUGGAGUGUGAGCGUCUGCGAGAGCGCCUUCGCAAGAUGGAAGCCGGAGGAGCCAUCACGUCCGACGACACCACACUCAUCAUCCCGCCUUCGCAGGAAAUAUUGGAUUUGCGUAAACAGCUGGAGAGCGCGAAGCUGAAGAACCAGAGGCUGAAGGAGGUGUUCCAGAAGAAGAUCCAGGAGUUCCGGACCGCGUGCUAUGUUCUGACCGGGUACCAGAUUGACAUGACUGUGGAAAACCAGUAUCGCCUCACUUCAGUGUACGCUGAGCGCAUGGAGGACUCGCUGCUCUUCAAGGCCAGUGGAGCAGUCGGAAGUGGAAGCAUGCAGCUCCUGGAAACGGAUUUCUCUCGUACGUUGACUGAGUUGGUGGAUCUUCAUCUCUUCCAUCAGAAGAGCAUUCCGGUGUUCCUCAGCGCCGUCACACUCGACCUGUUCAGCCGGCAGACUGUUGUUUAAGCGGCGCGUCAGAAUUCUUAAAGCGUGCAAAUUUUCUACUGAGAGCUAAAUCUGCGUCAGUCAGUACAUACUUCUCCUGAGGUGAUUUGGCACAGAGAUGGACCAAUUAAUAAUUCUGUCCCCCCCCCCGGCCAGGGCUAAACUUUUAAUGUCCUUUCCAGUCCCAUAUUUAUGACCCAGAAAAAUAAUCAAGGUUGAAAAAAAAAAAAGGCACAUAAUGUAAUAAAGUACGCUGAGCUAGUUCACUAGUUAAAUACGUUAAUACAAACAAAGAUAAGGCGUCUGUGUGAGUUCUGACUGCUUUACCCUUCAUUCAGAUCCUGAAGAUGUUGUAUGUCAUCCUUGUCCUUGUGGUUUGACUUAUCCACCCCAUGUUUCAGGAAGCCAUGAUGAAUAUGAAAGUGUUUUUAUUUACGCUCAUGUUGCUCAAAUAAAGAAUAAUUAAAACUUC
This is a messenger RNA of Neoarius graeffei (lesser salmon catfish), 3059 nucleotides long. RefSeq names its product mitotic arrest deficient 1 like 1 (gene mad1l1). Gene Ontology annotation, biological process: mitotic spindle assembly checkpoint signaling; attachment of mitotic spindle microtubules to kinetochore. The transcript has 19 exons. Bases 455 to 2608 code for a protein of 717 amino acids. Gene Ontology annotation, cellular component: mitotic spindle; nuclear envelope; kinetochore. NCBI's taxonomy places the organism in Eukaryota, Metazoa, Chordata, Actinopteri, Siluriformes, Ariidae. The record is from RefSeq and is a predicted model, not a curated record.